AAAUAAAUGGUUUAAUAUUUUGGUUCUUUAUACGACUAUCUAAACUAUCCCAACCCGAUGUGGCUUUUAAAUACCAAGAAACUUACCCUCGAAUACCUAAAUGAGACUCAAGUGAAAGGACUUUCAUAUGCAAUUCUCUCACAUACGUGGGGAUCCGAUGAAAUCCUUUUCCAUGAGUUACAAGGGGAUCAGGGAACCCUACAAGAGCGAGCGGGCUGGGCAAAGAUAGCCCGCUUCUGCAAUACGGCGCUGACAUCUGGUUUUGGAUAUGCAUGGAUGGACACAUGCUGUAUUGACAAGCGUAGCAGCGCCGAUUUAAAUGAAGCAAUCAAUUCUACAUAUGAAUAUUACUAUGACUCUGCAGUGUGCUUUAUAUAUCUCGAAGACGUGCAUAAGUAUGCAGAUGAAGCGAGCAACUCACUGGGAAGAGUGGAAGUGACUAGGGACCAACUUCUUGCAAGAUUGCGGGCGACUCGCUGGGCAACAAGGGGAUGGACAUUACAUGAAUGUAUCGCUCCCAAACGACGAUGCUUUCUCACUUCAGACUGGUCUGAGAUCCAAGAUGGAGACGACCUACUCGAUGCUCUUGUUGAAUCCACCAGGAUUGAUAGGGACUUGCUGAAGGAUAGAGACCUUCUCCGCAAUUUCUGUAUUGCGGAGCGGAUGAAAUGGGCAUCUGGACGACAGACAACGCGGGCUGAAGAUGUUGCGUAUUGCCUAAUGGGUGUUUUUAAAGUCAACAUGCCAGUCCUGUAUGGCGAAGGGGCUAAGAAUGCAUUCAAGAGACUACAGCGUGAAAUUAUGCAGUCAUCUUUCGAUAUGACCAUAUUCGUGUGGCAUGGAAACUAUGAGAGCAGCGGACUCUUGGCCCAGUCGCCUUCUGACUUUGCGGACACUCCGCCUUUAGAUCUAUGGGCGCCGUGGAACAUAUCGCCAUUCUCGAUGACGAAUAUCGGGCUUUCCAUCAGUCUUAGUAUUAUCAACCAACAAGACAUGGACGAGUGCGGAUUUACGGAAAAGUUGGAGGGCAAUACAUUGCUUGCGGCUUUGCAAUGCGAUGUUCAAACGCCAACGGGACAGUGGGAAAUCCCCAUGAUCUAUCUUGAGCCAGUAUUAGAUGCAAGCUUUUUGGUCAAAGGUAAAAGAUGGCGAGGUUAUAGAAGGAUUCGGUGUGCAGAGCGGUUAACGUUGCCCUCCAAACGGCUCGAGGGUUGUUCUUAUGAGGAUAUUAUUGUUCUACCGGAUGAACAAUAUGAGCUGGUAUGCCAGGCUAAAGAACAACAUAUAUCGCGUAGCAUGGCGUCUCAGACAGGUUCGAAGUAGGUUCUCUACUAUGUAGCAUGAGAGUGGUUGUGUUGAUGGUCCUCACUUCAUUUACGGUGCAUUAUUCCCACAUAUACGUACGGAUUACGUUAUUCCUAAAUAGGCAGUAUAAGAUACUAACUUAGGCUAAGCGCUAGUACCUGGAUUAUUACUUCUAAAACGGCUAGAGCUGACGAGCUGACAAGCUAACAAACUGAAAAGUUCAAAUUUCAAGAACACGAGACUACCUCGUCUUGGUAUUCUCUUGUCAAUCGGGAAUCGGCAACCGGCAACCAGGAACUCCAUAAUAACUUUAUCAAAAGGUGUGACAUAUGGUCGAAC
Molecule: messenger RNA, 1644 nt
Organism: Daldinia decipiens
Lineage: Eukaryota; Fungi; Ascomycota; Sordariomycetes; Xylariales; Hypoxylaceae
Product: heterokaryon incompatibility protein-domain-containing protein
Exons: 1
Coding region: 58-1323 (421 amino acids)
Source: RefSeq, a predicted model, not a curated record